Molecule: messenger RNA, 3405 nt
Organism: Aspergillus tanneri
Lineage: Eukaryota; Fungi; Ascomycota; Eurotiomycetes; Eurotiales; Aspergillaceae
Product: putative SNF2 family helicase/ATPase
Exons: 2
Coding region: 1-3405 (1134 amino acids)
Cellular component (GO): cytoplasm
Molecular function (GO): ATP-dependent chromatin remodeler activity; ATP binding
Source: RefSeq, a predicted model, not a curated record
AUGGCCAAAGAAAGCGAAAAUCCAUUGAAUCCUAUUACUCCUCGAAAGCCACAUGAUCAGGCACAUCGUCCGCUUUCUCAUCAUCCUGGAUUCGGCAAACCUUCGCCAAUCCGCCCAGUUCAUCAUCAAAACCAACAGUCUAGUCACCCGUUCAAUAUUCCCAAGCCUAGCCAUGGACGACCAGAGCAUCAUAGACCUCAACCUCAGCCACGACCUCAUAAUCUAAACCAACGCUACCAACCGACUGUUACUCCAGUUGCUGCAAUGUCGACUCCGAAGCGGAACGAACCAUUUGAUCCUUUCAAGCCCGUCCGACCCUCUGCCUACAAUAACAAUCACUUCUCCCGCCCCGUCAAUAGCGAUGUUGUUGAAAUUCGACGUCCUGAGAAUGUUACAUUCAAUACACCACGUGCCCCCAAAACAUUCUACACCUCAAAGCCUUCGGCAGCCAAGAUGUCGAAUGCGUCCAGGAACUUGCAGAAUUACGUUGAUUUAACAAAUGAGGGCGGGUUUACCCCCAGUGCCGGUCCUCGCAAUACCGGAUUCGGCUCAAUAGAUACGCACACCUACGUGGACGUAGCUAAGGCGAACGAAAAUAUCAAGGCAUUGUUGGAAGGGGCAUUUGAAGAUGAGGAUGAACAGAAGUCUUCGAAAUCGAAGAAUAAGAAGCGAAGCAAAAAGGGAAACAAGAAAAACAAAAAGAAGAACAAGGAAGAAAACAGGGAGGCAGAGGAUAAGGGCACAGAUAUUGAUGAUCUGGCCGCCCAACUGCGGGGAGUGACCGUUGACGAACCAGCCGAUGAUGCCAAGAAAAGUGAUGCCGAUGAGUUUAUUCCAAAGCUGGAAGUACAAGAAGAUGCAGACAAAAAGAAAACUAGUAAGGAGCAAGCUGAUGUCGAAAGUGAGUCAGAAGAUGAACAGGGUGAGGAAGGGGGGGAAGAGGAUGAGGAUGAAGACGACGACGAUGGUACAGUGAAGGGGUUGAAAGUCAAGUUACUACCUCACCAGCGUGAAGGUGUGAAUUGGAUGCGUGAUAAGGAAACUGGUCAGAGCAAGACCAAGGGAAUUCUUCCUAAGGGAGGAAUCCUCGCGGACGACAUGGGUCUUGGAAAAACCGUCCAAGCCAUUGCCCUUAUGUUAACAAAUAGCAAGUCUGCGGACGGGCGCAGACGACCUGUCAAUUCUGAAGGCGAUUCUGCCGGAGAGGAAAGUGAUAGUGGGAACGAGAACAGUUCGAAACUACCACCGGGACUAAGCAAAUCCACACUGGUAAUUGCUCCUUUGGCACUAAUCAAGCAGUGGGAGUCAGAAAUACUCACCAAAGUCGAGCCAUCCCAUAAGCUCCGUGUAUGCGUAUAUCAUGGCAACGCUCGGGCAAAAGCAACGGACAAUCUGGAAGAUUAUGAUGUGGUGAUUACCACCUACGGUACUUUGACCUCGGAGCAUGGAGCUAUGAACAAAAACAAGAAGUCGGGCAUAUUCUCUGUAUACUGGUACCGGAUCAUUCUAGACGAAGCCCACACCAUCAAGAAUCGAAACGCGAAGGCAACCCAGUCGGCAUACGCAUUAGAUGCGGAAUACCGGUGGUGCUUAUCGGGGACUCCUAUGCAAAACAACCUCGACGAGCUACAGAGUCUAAUCAGAUUUCUGCGCAUAAAGCCGUUUAAUGACCUAGCAACCUGGAAGGAUCAAAUUACGAAGCCGUUGGCCAAUGGUCGGGGAGGUCUCGCAAUUGAGCGCCUGCAGGUCCUUCUGAAGGCCUUUAUGAAACGGCGUACAAAGGAUGUUUUGAAACUCAACUCCAAUCUCAAGCCGGGCGAUAAUAAAUCAGAAAGUGAUGGAAAGAAAUCCUCAGGCUUCCAAAUCACGAAAAGAGAGGUGAUCAAGGUUUCCGCUGAAUUUAUGCCAGGCGAAAUGAAUUUUUACAAGCGCCUCGAACAAAGAACAGAAAACAGCCUUGAAAAAAUGUUGGAUGAUUCGAAGAUGGACUAUGCCGGUGCUUUGGUAUUGCUGUUGCGUCUUCGACAAUCUUGCAACCAUCCAGACCUAGUAAAAAGUGAUCUAGCUAAAGAUAAAGACAUUCUCCUGCAGAAUGGUUCAUCUGGCAGUCAGUCUACUGCCGGUAAAAAAGAUGAACUUGAUAGCAUGGCGGACCUCUUUGGAGCGCUUAGUGUUAUCUCAAAGAAAUGCGACGUUUGUCAGACUGAUUUAAGCAAAGAUGAGGCAGCAAGUGGUUCAAGCCGGUGUGGUGAGUGUGAGGCCGAUCUUAAGGUCAGCCUCGCAGGAAACGACAGUUGCAAGGAAAAGAAGAGUUCCCGCAAACCGUCUAUUAUAGACCUCACGCAGUCGCCAUCAGUUAGUCGCUCAGAAGCCAAGAUGGCUCGGACCCAAAGGAAUAGGAGAGUGAUCGUCGAUAGUGACGACGAAGAAGAUGGGGAGUGGAUUGUCCCAGAAGAUCAGCGUGGAAUCCGAUCCCUUGGAAAGGCCGGAGGAACAGAUGAUGAGGAUGCUGAAGGGGGUGGCGAAUGGCUUAACUCAGAAGAUUCGGGGACUGAUGAUGAGGACGGGCCGGAAUCACCAACCCACAAUCGCAUAGGUUCAAGGGAAUCACGUCAGGAGUCUGAUUCUGAGGAAGAUAUUUAUCUGAAUCCUGGCGAUAACGACAAGAAAGUCCUUCCUUCGACUAAGAUCAAACAUCUGAUGAAAAUUCUCAGACGCGAGUCGGCUGACCAUAAGUUCAUUGUCUUCUCUGUCUUUACCUCCAUGCUUGACAAGAUUGAACCUUUCCUCAAGCGAACGGGGAUUGGAUUUGCGCGAUACGAUGGUAGCAUGCGAAAUGAUCAUCGUGAGGCCAGCCUCGACAAGCUCCGGAACAACAGUGCAACUCGCGUCCUGCUUUGCAGUCUGCGGGCCGGCGCACUGGGUCUGAACCUCACUGCAGCGAGUCGGGUGGUAAUCUUGGAACCAUUUUGGAACCCUUUCGUCGAAGAGCAAGCAAUUGAUCGUGUGCACCGCCUCAAUCAGACGGUAGAUGUCAAGAUUUACAAGUUGAUUAUCAAGGACACUGUGGAAGAGCGUAUUAUAGAUCUUCAAGAUCGCAAGCGGGAGCUGGCGAAUGUCACCAUUGAGGGGAAGACGGCAGCAGCCAAGCUCACCAUGAAAGAUAUGAUGGCCCUUUUUGGCCGGGAUGCGGAGGCUCGUUAUACCGGCGAACAAGGAGAUAUCGAUCUCUCGCAAACGGCCAGGAUUUUGGGUUCAGCCAAUGAGAACAGCCUAUCCACCGCCCAAUUGCCACGGGGCAGCGGUGCGACAUAUGGGUCAUUUUCCGAUUCUCGCAACCGAGAUCGACAGCCAGAAAAGCGCGCUUUAAGGGUUGAGGACUCGGUGUACGGACGACGAUGGUAA